Myzus persicae (green peach aphid) is the source of this 1229-nucleotide messenger RNA. RefSeq names its product ras-related protein Rab6 (gene Rab6). Bases 259 to 888 code for a protein of 209 amino acids. Gene Ontology annotation, molecular function: GTPase activity; GTP binding. Lineage: Eukaryota; Metazoa; Arthropoda; Insecta; Hemiptera; Aphididae. The transcript has 7 exons. The record is from RefSeq and is a predicted model, not a curated record.
AUUACACUCGAACGUGGCGUUUAUUAGUCUAAUGAAAUAAGAUUGCGAUUUUUUAAUCUUUUUAUUUUUUAUUUUUAAUUAAUAAGUACACAAUAUUUAGUAUAUGUAAUACUUGUAUCAUUUCUCAAAAAACAAUUGUUUAAUGUCGACAUUAAACAAUUGUUUUAUGGAUACUGAUUUGCUUUUCUUAUAAUCAUGUUGUGGUAGCCAUUGAUAAUUAGUUAAUGUUACAUAGAAAUUAAAAUAAUCUCUAUAAGUAUGUCGUCUUCCGGAGACUUCGGUAAUCCUCUUAGGAAAUUCAAAUUGGUGUUUUUGGGCGAACAAAGUGUUGGUAAAACGUCACUCAUCACAAGAUUUAUGUAUGAUAGUUUCGAUAAUACUUACCAGGCCACCAUUGGUAUUGAUUUUUUGUCUAAAACUAUGUAUCUCGAAGAUAGAACUGUAAGAUUACAGCUAUGGGAUACAGCAGGACAAGAAAGAUUCAGAAGUCUUAUUCCUUCUUAUAUAAGAGAUUCUACUGUUGCUGUUGUUGUAUAUGACAUAACAAAUGCGAAUUCCUUUCACCAGACAUCAAAAUGGAUAGACGAUGUUCGAACUGAACGUGGUAGUGAUGUAAUAAUAAUGUUAGUUGGUAACAAAACUGAUUUAACUGAUAAACGACAAGUAUUAGCUGAAGAUGGUGAACAUAAAGCAAAGGAGUUAAAUGUCAUGUUUAUUGAAACUAGUGCUAAAGCUGGUUACAAUGUUAAACAAUUGUUCAGAAGAGUGGCAGCAGCAUUACCUGGCAUGGAUGUAGCUGAGAAUCGACCACCUGAAGACAUGCAAGAAGUCGUGCUUAAAGACACACCGAAUGAUGCAGCAAAUCCAGAGAAGAGUUGUGCAUGCUAAUAUAUAAUUUAUAGUUUAACUUAUAUAAUAAAAAUCCAUCCAAUUUUUUAUUACGUAUAAUAAAGUCUAAAAUUUUAAAGACUAACUAUUCUUUUUUUUAAAUAACAGAAAAUAUUCUGGUCUUGGACAAUGAUUCUAUAUAUUUAAGUAAAUAUUUGAUGAGUAGGACCAGUUAUUAAUUAAAAUAAUACAUCUAAUUAUAAUUAAACUUAUAAUUAGUAAUUAUAAUAUACUAAAAGAAUAACAAUUGAAAGAGAAUAUUUCCACCUCGCUGAACAUUCCCAGAGCUUUAAAUAAAUGCUACAUUAUUAUUGUUUUGUAAACAAUUAUUUUUAUUUAUU